Molecule: messenger RNA, 1654 nt
Organism: Malania oleifera
Lineage: Eukaryota; Viridiplantae; Streptophyta; Magnoliopsida; Santalales; Ximeniaceae
Product: upstream activation factor subunit spp27-like
Exons: 7
Coding region: 267-1268 (333 amino acids)
Cellular component (GO): nucleus
Source: RefSeq, a predicted model, not a curated record
AUAAUAAUGUGAGGGCAAAUCAGGAAUACAAAUUGCUUCUAAAGGCCACCGGUCACAACUCACAAGUCGCUCCGACGGGUAAUGAGAAACAGGUGACAAAAGGACCCUUUUUAUUUAUUUCCAGAAAUACCCUUCUCCUCGCAACCCCCAUCGAUCCAUCCAUUCGCCUCAAAACCGUUCUCCUCCGCCCUCGGCCACCUCUUGACUCACUGAUAACAAAACCUAACUGCCCCAGUAACCGACCCUGCCGAGAAACCCGCCUGAAAAUGGUAUCGGAUUCGGAGCUUGUCGGUCGGCUUCGCGAAUUUCUCCGGACCUCCGACCUCGACACAACUACCACCGGCACCGUCCGUCGCCAGCUUGAAGAAGAUUUUGGAGUCGAUUUAUCCGCCAAAAAGGCGUUUAUUAGAGAGCAGGUGGAUUUGUUCCUUCAGAGUCAAUUCGAAAAGGCUGGGGAAGAUGACUAUAAUGAAGGGGAACGAGAGGAUGAGGAAAAUCAAGAGGCGGAGGUGAAGUUAGAGGGAAGCGAAGGUAAUGGUUCAAAGGAGGGAGAUGAAGAUGAAGAAGAGGAGGAAGAAGAAAGUAACGGAAAGAGUACCGGGAAGAAAAGGUCUAACAAGCAGAAUAAAGAGGUCAAGAAAAGAGGUGGUGGAUUUAAUAAAUUAUGCAGCCUUUCUCCCCAACUCCAACAAUUUGUCGGAGUUCCUGAGAUGGCAAGGACUGAGGUUGUCAAGCAACUUUGGGCCUAUAUUAGAGAGAAAAAUUUGCAAGACCCAAGCAAUAGGAGGAAUAUAAUUUGUGAUGAGGCACUGCAUGCUGUUUUUGGGGUUGGUUCUAUCAACAUGUUCCAAAUGAAUAAGGCCCUGUCAAAACAUAUCUGGCCACUGGAAGCGGAAGAUGCUCCAGCCAAGUCUACACAGAAGGAAAAGCAGCGGAAGCAAGAAAAACAAGAUCCAGAUGAUGAGCCAAAACGAAAGGAGAAACGGCGAAAGGGAGGAAAUUCAGGUGGUUUUCUUGCUCCACUUCCACUUUCAGAUGCUCUAGUAAAAUUCCUUGGUACUGGAGAAAAGGCAUUGUCACGAGCUGAUGUAGUAAAGAGAAUGUGGGAAUACAUAAAACAAAACAACCUCCAGGAUCCAUCUGAUAAAAGGAGAAUAAUUUGUGAUGAGAAGCUGAAAGAACUCUUUGAUGUCGACUCCUUCAAUGGCUUCACUGUUGCAAAACUCCUAUCCACUCAUUUCGUAAAAACAGAACAGCGUAAGAUGUAAGUCCCCCUCUCUCUCUGGUCAUAUCAAUGGAUGGACUCUUAAAACCUCUGUUAGGCGUGUUGGAGCUUGAGGAUUGUGUGUGACUGAAUAUAUCCUUAUCUUUUGUUGAUAUUAUCCCCCAUUUCUCAAGCUAAGACUUGUCUCAAUCACACAUCCUGACCUCAAAGCUCUGUUCAAACUGGGGUUUUGCUAGUGGCAUUAACGUUGGGUUUUAUCAUCCACGCAGAUUCCGACUCUCUGCUUUUGUUUUUUAAUGCUAAGGGUCUGACCCGUGUGCCUUUCUGAAAGGCCAUUGUAGAAUUCUUACCGUCCUUUGAACAUUGCUUGACUGAUCUUGAGCAGUGUAGUUAGUUGGAUACUAUCUAUUUAUACGAUGGAUUACCACC